Messenger RNA from Trypanosoma rangeli, 633 nucleotides. RefSeq lists its product as uncharacterized. The coding region runs from base 1 to 633 and encodes 210 amino acids. The record is from RefSeq and is a predicted model, not a curated record. The transcript has a single exon. NCBI's taxonomy places the organism in Eukaryota, Euglenozoa, Kinetoplastea, Trypanosomatida, Trypanosomatidae.
AUGAUAAAGAUCCGCAUUCAACACCUCAACAUCCUCUCGGAGGAUGCAGGGGACUUCAGGUACGACGGUCUCUACGUUGUGAUGCGUGUGGGCGACGAGGCGCAACGCACGGCGGCCCUUGCGGAGGGCGGCCACAAGGCGUGGAACGAAGUCUUUCACUUUCGCCUAACGUCUCCACCCGCCGUUCGCGUAGCUGCUGGCAGUGCCGCAAUGCUGCCGGGGACGCCGCACCUCGCCGGUGAUCCACCGCUGCGUGGCACGCUGCCCUAUCCAUUGUCGUUGCGGCGCCACCAGCUGCACACAACCAAUGACAGCCUCUCUGGUGACACUGGCAUGGCCGCCGUGGCGCCUGCACCGCCGUGGGCUGGCAUCCCGAUGGUUACGUUGGAACUCUGGCGUUACUCGGCGACCUCCGAUGACUGCCUUGCGAAGUAUCAGUUUCGUGUCCCGCAUGAGAGAGGUGAGGGCGUUGUAGAACGAUGCGUGCGGCUUAUGAGUGCGUCUUCGUAUUCCGUUGAGUUUGCCCUCCGGGUCCGUGUGGCGUUGGUGCAUGCCGACCCCGCCCACGCAGUGCGGCGUCUCUCGCCGCAAAAGGCACUUCUACAGGAGCCGGCCGUGCUGUGGGGACCGUAG